Molecule: messenger RNA, 1820 nt
Organism: Trematosphaeria pertusa
Lineage: Eukaryota; Fungi; Ascomycota; Dothideomycetes; Pleosporales; Trematosphaeriaceae
Product: glycosyltransferase family 58 protein
Exons: 5
Coding region: 183-1439 (418 amino acids)
Cellular component (GO): endoplasmic reticulum
Molecular function (GO): dol-P-Man:Man(5)GlcNAc(2)-PP-Dol alpha-1,3-mannosyltransferase activity
Source: RefSeq, a predicted model, not a curated record
UUUCACCCCUAGCAUCGUACACAUCUCCCCAUCCAUGAAACGCAUCCGGGUUUGAACCCCUUCCCCAACCACGCACACCUGAAACCCUCAAUCCCCUCAUGCACGUGACGCGCACCUCGCCCUAUAUCACUGGGCGCUAACCCCAGCCCAUCAACCACAACCACAACUUUCCCCAGCCCGCCAUGGAGUCAAUAAAAGAUCUCGCAACAAACCCAGCCCACACGCGAUGGAUGUACCCGCUGCUCCUCCUCGCGGACGCCGCGCUCUGCGGCGUCAUAAUCGAGAAAUUUCCCUACACAGAGAUCGACUGGACGACCUACAUGGAGCACAUUGAAAUCUAUAACAAAGGCGAGCGCGACUACAAGAACAUUGUUGGGUCGACGGGCCCGCUUGUGUAUCCCGGCGCGCAUGUUUUGAUCUACAGGAUUCUGUACUGGCUCACGGAUAAGGGGACGAAUAUCCAGCUCGCGCAGUACAUUUUCGGCCUCGUGUAUCUGGGCACCCUUGCCGUGGUGCUUCAGUGCUACAGGAAUGUUAAGGUGCCGCCAUAUGUGUUCCCCAUGCUCAUACUGUCAAAGCGGCUGCAUAGUAUUUUUAUGCUAAGAUGCUUUAAUGAUUGCUUUGCGGCGCUGGGGCUGUGGGCGGCCAUUUAUUGCUAUCAGACCGAGUAUUGGCACUGGGGCAGCUUCUUCUACACGACCGGGCUGAAUGUGAAGAUGAGCUUGCUGCUGCCGUUGCCGGCUAUAGGCGUUAUGUUGCUGCAGGCCCUGCCAUCGAGGGAGGCCGUCACUCAGGCUAUGAUAAUCUUCCAAGUCUCGAUCGGCUACGGGUACCCCUUCCGCAAACGCGCACCCUCCUACUUCCCACGCGCCUUCCAACUAACCCGCCAAUUCCUCUACAAAUGGACCGUAAACUGGCGCUUUGUCCCUGAGUCCGUCUUCCUCAGCAAACCCUUCGCCAUCAGCCUCCUCCUCAUUCACUUCGCGCUCCUCUACUGGUUCUUCCGCACCCGCUGGAUCAAGCCUUCCAAGCGACAGCCGCGCGAGUUCUUCCAGAUGAUCCGCGAAGAACCGCGCGACCAAGAGCAAAUCGCCCGAAGAACCACCCCAGAUUUCAUCAUGACGAGCAUGUUGACUGCAACUGCGAUCGGCAUGCUUUGUGCGAGGAGUCUGCACUACCAGUUCUAUGCGUAUAUUGCGUGGGCGACGCCGUUUCUGCUGUGGAAAGCGGGCUUUCAUCCGAUCGUGCAGUAUGCGCUGUGGGGUGCGCAGGAAUGGGCGUGGAAUGUGUAUCCGAGUACGCCAGCGAGCUCGGCGACUGUGGUGGGCGUCCUAGCUGUCACCGUGCUCGGCGCAUGGUGGGGAACGAGGAAAGAAUAUGAGGGCGUGGAGAGGAGAGGGAAACUUGAAGAAGAGCAGGAGCACGAGCAUGCCGAAUGAUUAGCUCUCAUUCUUCAUCCGAAUCCGCUGGCGGCAUUUUCCCGACGUUCGAUUCCUCGUCGCUGUCCUCAUCAUAGGACGACUUCUUUGCGAAUUCCACAGGCCAAUAACCCAUCUUCCUCCACGCUUUCUCGUCCCUCACCACGUUCACAAUCUCUCCAUCUAGCUUGUUCUCCCUCUCCGCCAGUGCCUUCAUGUCCACUACCACGUAGCUACCCCGCUUUAUCCAUAUCGUGGAGCGAAAUUUCGCUUCGAGCUCGACGAGGACGGGCUUUCCGUCUGCGCAUUCGGCGUUGUAGAGAUUGUUGCCGGCGGCUUUGGUGAUGCGCGCGAUGACCUGGGUGGAGGGCAGGAUGGAAAGAGGUGUGAGCGUGUCUUCGA